Molecule: messenger RNA, 2679 nt
Organism: Epinephelus moara (kelp grouper)
Lineage: Eukaryota; Metazoa; Chordata; Actinopteri; Perciformes; Serranidae
Product: phosphofurin acidic cluster sorting protein 1-like
Exons: 24
Coding region: 114-2588 (824 amino acids)
Biological process (GO): protein localization to plasma membrane
Molecular function (GO): transmembrane transporter binding
Source: RefSeq, a predicted model, not a curated record
UGGCGGCGGCUGUGGACAGAGCAGCAGUCCGGGGGAGCGCUCUCCCAUCGGACCCGGACCUCAUCGGCGGGUCUGGAGCUCCCGGAGAGCCCGACGGCCGCGUGACGGUGCCGAUGAACCUGUUCGCGACCUGGGAGAUCGACCGGUCCUCCCCGAGCUGCGUCCCCAGGUUGUGCAGUCUGACUCUGAAGAGGCUGAUGGUUUUGAAGGAGCUGGACAGAGAACUCAGCUCUGUCGUCAUCGCUGUGAAGAUCCAGGGCUCUAAACGGACUUUGAGAUCCAACGAGUACCUUCUCCCUCCGGACGGCCUGAUGGAGACAGACCUGGAGCUCACCUUCUCACUGCAGUAUCCUCAUUUCCUGAAGCGAGACGUGAAUCGUCUGCAUGUGAUGCUGCAGAGGAGGAAGAGGUACAAGAACCGAACCAUCCUGGGCUACAAAACGCUCGCAGUGGGAGUCAUCAACAUGGCGGAGGUGAUGCAGCAUCCGACAGACGGAGCCCACAUCCUCGGUCUCCAUAGCAACCUGAAGGAUGCUUCUGUACGUGCGGCGGAGCUGAGCGUCCAUUCUCUCACCAGCCAGCCAAUCGAGCAGGAGGACACAAGCGGUCACCAUGGCAACAAGACCAAGGCCUCGGAUCGCUCUCCUGACAUGGAAAACUACUGGGAGGACGAUGACGACAGCUUCUCCUCCGAACAGGAAGGAAGUGAUGACGCGGUUCCUCCUCAGGACAUGUUUGACGAUGAUGAUGAUGUUCAAGGAAAGAUGAAGAAGUCUCGCAGGAAAAUGAUCCGAACAGCCUCCCUGACUCAGCAGCCGAACUUUAAACAGAAGUUUGUGGCUCUGCUGAAAAGAUUCAAAGUCUCUGAUGAGGUUCUGGACUCAGAUCCGGUGGGUCAGAGUCAGGAGGCAGAGGAGGACCUAGACCUGCUCUACGACAGCCUGGAGGUUUACAACCCGAGUGACAGCGGCCCGGAGCUGGACGACAACGACAGCAUCAUCAGCACGCCCAAACCCAAACUCAGGCCUUUCUUCGAGGGAAUCUCUCAGUCCAGCUCUCAGACUGAGAUCGGGAGUCUCAACAGUCAGAGGGGCCAACAGAAACAACAGACUGCAGCCGCUGCAGAGCGUCUGUCUCCAGAGUGUCUGCGAUUCCCCGACGAGUCUAGAGGAGACGAAGCCGGCGCCGGGGAAGUUGAGGAUGAUGUUGUCAUGGGAACAGAUGCAGGCCCGGCUGCCAAACUCUGUAAAACUGAGUCCCAAACACAGGUGUCACCGAGUAAGACAGGAGGUCAGGUGUCUCGCCAUCCUUGGAGCGCCUCUAUGAAGGACAGACAGAACUCCAGAGGGACUGACAGAACCAGCAGCGUUGACAGUGAGACGUCGUCUGACUACAGGAUACCUCCUCCACAGGUUGCCAGGAAGUCGGUCCUGGAUCAGCUGAACCACAUCCUGUUCUCUGAUGAUCAGAUUCCUGAUUCCAUCAUCCUGAUCAACACCACAGACUGGCAGGGACAGUAUCUGUCGGAGCUUCUCUUCGAUCAGCCAAUCGUCUGCACUGUCUCAGCAGCUGAUGUUCAGGCCGCCUUCAACGCCAUCAUCAGCCGGAUCCAGAGAUUCUGUAACUGUAACUCCCAGACGCCGCCCACCGUAAAGGUGGCGGUGGUUGGAGAUCAGAGCUACCUGAGCACCGUCCUCUGCUGCUUCGUAGAGCAGCUGGCCAGCAAAACGCCUGAUUGGCUGAGCUACGUCCGUUUCCUCAUCCUCCCCGUUGGAGCCCACCCACUGGCCAAGUACCUGGCCACCCUGGACAGUAAAUUCAACAGCCUGUUCAUGGACGCCGGCUGGAGGGAGCUGUUUGGCCGCGUGGAGUCUCCUCCUCUUGAUCCUGUGGGUGUAGCAGGUCGAGUGUCUCAGUAUCUGAGCGGAGCUGCUGUUUCUCACCUGUGUCCGAUCUCAGAGGCCAUGCUGACCUGCAAACACAAGAGCCCCGACGACGACUCCUGUCAGAAGUUUGUCCCUUUCAUCGGGCUGGUGAAGGUCGGCCUCGUGGAGCAGAACUUUAGGUCCACCUCAGUUGACUCGGAUGACAUCAUACUGGGAUCUCCUCCCUCCCAAUCAGGAGCUCUGAUCAGCAUCACCUCCACACCUCCUCCCUCCCCCUCCAUCAGCUGUCCGGGGGAGGUGAUGGGUCUGCAGGUGGACUACUGGAGCAGUCAGGCAGGAGGAGGAGGAGGAGAGCGGAGGAGGGAGGUGGGGAUGAAGAACACUCUGAAGAGUAACUUCCGCUGUCUGCAGGUGUCGAGGCUCAGCGGAGGAGAGCUGAUGAGCAUGACGGUGGUGACCAAAGAGAAGAACAAGAAAGUCAUGUUCCUCAGUAAGAAGACAAAGGAGAAGGAGGCGGAGUCGAGGAGUCAGCAGAUCGAAGGAAUCAGCAGACUGAUCUGUACCUCCAAACACCAACACACACUGAGAGUCUCUAUAGAUGGAGUCGAGUGGAACGAUGUCAAGUUCUUCCAGCUCGCUGCUCAGUGGCCGACACACGUCAAACACUUUCCUGUGGGGAUCUUUGGAUACAACAAACCCUGAACCUCCUCCUGCUCCUCCUCCUCCUGCUCUUCCUCCUCCUCCUUCUCUUCCUCCUACUCUUCCUCCUCCUCCUGCUCUUCCUCCUCCUCCU